AAAGAAUGUGAAACCCCGCCGCCCUGUUUGAGAUUUAGAUAGAAGUCUCACGGUGGCACUCAGCAUACCAAACUCUUUUCACUGGAGCAUGCGUCCACACCACUUCUGAUCGUCAUCACCGCAGACCAGCAAUCAUACCCCUGGAAGAAAAUAAAACGGAAUCACUUUAAUGUGGUUGAUAAGUCUGUGAAAUUGUAUUCGGUUGAACAGCGCACCCAUCAUUAAACACUGAGGGAGAAUGAUGGAGGUGAGGAGGAUCUGUUGUAUUGGGGCUGGCUACGUGGGCGGUCCCACCUGCAGCGUCAUCGCCCAGAUGUGCCCUGAAGUGACGGUUACCGUUGUUGACGUGAACGAGGACCGCAUCCGUGCCUGGAAUUCUGAUAGCCUUCCCAUCUUUGAGCUUGGACUCCAGGAAGUGGUGGACUCAUGCCGCGGGGUCAACCUUUUCUUCUCCACAGACAUUGAUGAGGCCAUAAAAAAUGCAGACCUGGUCUUCAUAUCUGUUAAUACGCCUACCAAGACAUUUGGGAUUGGUAAGGGUCGAGCAGCAGACCUGAAGUACAUAGAAGCAUGUGCCCGGCGCAUUGCCGAUGUCUCCAGUGGCUGUAAGAUUGUUGUGGAGAAAAGCACAGUUCCUGUACGUGCUGCUGAGAGCAUCCGCCGCAUCUUCAAUGCCAACACCAAGAGUAGCCUCAGCUUCCAGGUUCUCUCAAACCCAGAGUUUCUUGCUGAAGGAACAGCCAUCAGUGAUCUGAAGAAUCCAGACAGGGUAUUGAUUGGCGGGGAUGAGACCCCUGAGGGCCAACAUGCUAUUCAGGCCUUGCGGAGCAUCUAUGAACACUGGGUCCCCAAGAACAAGAUCAUCACCACCAAUACCUGGUCCUCUGAGCUUUCCAAGCUGGCAGCCAAUGCCUUUCUUGCCCAACGUAUCAGUAGCAUCAACUCUAUCAGUGCCCUCUGUGAGGUAACCGGUGCUGAUGUGGAGGAGGUGGCACAUGCCAUUGGGACAGACCAGAGAAUAGGCAGCCGCUUCCUGAAGGCCAGCGUAGGAUUUGGUGGCAGCUGUUUCCAGAAAGACGUUCUCAAUCUUGUGUACCUAUGCGAGGCGCUGAAUUUACCCGAGGUUGCAAGAUACUGGCAACAGGUUAUAGAGAUAAACGACUACCAGCGAAAACGAUUCUCCUCACGGAUAAUCAACUGCCUCUUCAACACAGUGACAGACAAGAAGAUAGCCUUGCUCGGAUUUGCAUUCAAGAAAAACACUGGCGAUACAAGGGAAUCCUCUAGUAUCUACAUCAGUCGCUACCUGCUGGAGGAGGGAGCCUGUCUACACAUCUAUGACCCAAAGGUUAAAGCUGAGCAGAUCAUGCAGGACCUGACUAAGCCCACACCCUCAGAAAGACAUGACACUGCCACAGUUUCUCGUCUAGUCACCAUCGUCACAGACCCAUACAAGGCUUGUGAGAAUGCCCAUGCAAUUGUGAUCUGCACAGAGUGGGAUAUGUUCACGGAACUGGACUAUGAGAGGAUCCAUAAAGCCAUGCUGAAACCUGCCUUCAUCUUUGACGGCAGAAGGAUCUUGGACAGCUUGCACGACCAACUCCAGCAUAUUGGCUUCCAGGUGGAGACUAUUGGGAAAAGAGUUAACCAAAGAAUCCCUUUCACUACCAGUGGCGACAGGUCAGACAUGGACCAAGCGCAGCCAUUGAAGAAGAACAAACUGUGAAGUGUUCUUUACAGGACAGCAGCGUCAGAGCCGGCUCAAUGCAGUAGUAAAUGAAACCAAGUUAUAAUUUUGCUGUAAUAUUAAAAUCAGUCAUUUCAGCACCUGCAUCAACUAGAUGGGAUGACUUCAAACAAAUAAUUAUGUUAGCUACAAUGAAAGAGAGGCCUGGAUAAUGUUUUGGUUAGGGUUCAAGAUCUGGUUUGUCGGCUACAUGCGGCAACAAUAUCCCUCCAAACUUAUGCUUAAUUUCUUUGUUUUGUGCAUGUUGGACAACUACCAGGGUUUGGAUGUUUUACUUACACAAGGGGUAAAACAACUUAAACUGAUUUCAUAACUUUCUGUAUUUGCCCUUUUUUCAAGUUUUCUGCCUAAAAGUAUUCCUGUAUGAAAGCAAUUUUUAAAGGACAGAUUCCAUUUUUCUUACUGAAGAUAAUGUAUUUAGUUUUUAUUCAUUUCAAAGCAAUUUUUAUACAAGAUGGUGCUAGUUGAAUGUGAACUUAAGCAGUGUGAACAUGAACCCGAAAAUGCAAUAUUCAAAUUAUAUGUAUUAUCUUUAUGCAUGAACUCUGUAAAGUAAAACAUUUAUCUAUAGUUUUUACAUGCAGAAUAAAAAGCAUUUUUAGUA
This is a messenger RNA of Oncorhynchus gorbuscha (pink salmon), 2351 nucleotides long. Its product is annotated as UDP-glucose 6-dehydrogenase-like. NCBI's taxonomy places the organism in Eukaryota, Metazoa, Chordata, Actinopteri, Salmoniformes, Salmonidae. The record is from RefSeq and is a predicted model, not a curated record. The coding region runs from base 239 to 1726 and encodes 495 amino acids. Gene Ontology annotation, cellular component: cytosol; nucleus. Gene Ontology annotation, molecular function: UDP-glucose 6-dehydrogenase activity; NAD binding. Gene Ontology annotation, biological process: glycosaminoglycan biosynthetic process. The transcript has 12 exons.